This is a messenger RNA of Aethina tumida (small hive beetle), 747 nucleotides long. Its product is annotated as ADP-ribosylation factor-like protein 3. Bases 123 to 665 code for a protein of 180 amino acids. The transcript is spliced from 3 exons. Gene Ontology annotation, molecular function: GTP binding; GTPase activity. Lineage: Eukaryota; Metazoa; Arthropoda; Insecta; Coleoptera; Nitidulidae. Gene Ontology annotation, biological process: cilium assembly. The record is from RefSeq and is a predicted model, not a curated record. Gene Ontology annotation, cellular component: cytoplasm; microtubule cytoskeleton.
UUUAUUGAUUAUUAUAAGCGUUUGUGUUGACAUCAACAACGCAAAGUUAUACAAGUGUUCCGUACUAUUGACGGUAAUUUUAAGAUUGUAUAUUAAGAAGAUAUUUUUAAAAAGCCAUUCUAAUGGGUUUAUUGUCUAUUUUGAGAAAACUCAGGGCUACACCCGAAAGAGAGCUGAGACUGCUACUAUUAGGCCUUGACAACGCUGGAAAGACCACAAUACUGAAGACCUUAGCUUCCGAGGAUAUAUCACAUAUAACUCCUACAGCUGGCUUCAACAUAAAGUCGGUGGUGUCUGAAGGCUUUAAACUUAACGUGUGGGAUAUUGGAGGCCAAAGGAAAAUCAGACCCUAUUGGAAGAACUAUUUUGAAAAUACUGAUGUCUUGAUCUACGUGGUGGACUCCUCUGAUAAGAAGCGUUUGGAGGAGACUGGAAUUGAAUUGUACGAACUAUUGAGCGAUGACAAAUUAGAAGAUGUGCCUCUUUUAGUUUAUGCCAACAAACAAGAUCUUCCUCAAGCCUUGACUGCAGCUGAUUUGGCUAAGGCUUUAAAUUUACCUUCUAUAAAAGAUAGAGCUUGGCAAAUACAAGCUUGUACUGCUAUUGAUGGGACUGGUGUAAGAGAUGGCAUGGAAUGGGUCUGUAAAAGCAUCAAGAAGAGAUGAAGUUUUUAAAUUAUAUGCACUUUUCAUACAUUUACAAUGUACUGUUCCGUCCAUUAUAAUUUAAUAAAUUAUAUUAUGAAUA